UAGAAGGUCUGUCGAUUUUAUUUAUAUUAAAAGUUGUAUCGACUAGAAAAUCCGGUUUUAUUCGUUGCCAGUUGAUUUUUAAACGUCGACGAGUGUAGACUACAAAUAAUCUGAUAUAAAAAGAAAGAAUCAAUGAAUUCAUUGUUUUUUGUUAAAGUUAAAAUUGUUAAUUAGAGAAAUUAAUUUUUCCCUGGAACAAAUUCAACUUUUAUUUGCAACAACAGAAAUGUAAAAAAUAACUGUUCGUGAUUAAGAAUGUAGGAAAACUAGAAAACAAGUAUUGACUUUCAAAAGUUCAAUUAGAUAUGAAGUAAAAGGUCAAGAUCAUCUUUAGACGAACUCUAUUGAAUAACUAUCCAAAUAAACAUCGAACAUUUAUAAAACCAAAAGUCAUAAUUUCUCAAAUUUUAAAGAUUCCAACAUUUUUAGAAAAAAUUAAAGAAUUAAACGACUAUGUCAAGUCACGUUAGAAAAAUAAUUGCCAACAAGGAGACGAGAGAUUACUUCAUGAGCACCCACUUUUGGGGACCUGUUUUCAACUGGAUGAUUCCAAUUUCGACCAUUGGUGACAUUCAAAGGGAUCCAAAAUUCAUAAGUGGAAAGAUGACAUUAGCACUAUCUUGUUAUUCAAUGGCAUUCAUGAGGUUUUCCAUUAAAGUGAAACCUAGAAAUUUAUUACUUUUUUCAUGUCAUAUCGCUAAUUUUGGAGCUCAAUUAACUCAAGGAUAUCGAUUUCUAAAAUAUCAACGAACCUUGAAACAACAAAAAACAUUUGGGUGCUGAAUAUUCUUAACUUACAGUCAUCAAGGUUAAUCAACUUUAAGUGUCAUUAUAGUUGUUAUUCAUUAAAUAAGUGUUAAUCAAUUAAUCAAAGUCACAUCGAAUAAGAAAAUAGAAAUAAUUCUUCUUUUAAUGCUUCUUAUUCCGCAAUUUCUGACAAUUAUUUUUUUGAUUAAAAUAAAUUAUAAUUAAUUCUUAUUAGAUAAAAAGAAUUUCGAUCGAAUAAAGACU
This is a messenger RNA of Leptopilina heterotoma, 1011 nucleotides long. Its product is annotated as mitochondrial pyruvate carrier 1-like. The record is from RefSeq and is a predicted model, not a curated record. Lineage: Eukaryota; Metazoa; Arthropoda; Insecta; Hymenoptera; Figitidae. Gene Ontology annotation, biological process: pyruvate import into mitochondria. Bases 454 to 783 code for a protein of 109 amino acids. Gene Ontology annotation, cellular component: mitochondrial inner membrane. The transcript is spliced from 4 exons.